Molecule: messenger RNA, 1717 nt
Organism: Cyprinodon variegatus (sheepshead minnow)
Lineage: Eukaryota; Metazoa; Chordata; Actinopteri; Cyprinodontiformes; Cyprinodontidae
Gene: psmd5
Product: proteasome 26S subunit, non-ATPase 5
Exons: 10
Coding region: 28-1542 (504 amino acids)
Biological process (GO): proteasome assembly
Cellular component (GO): cytosol
Source: RefSeq, a predicted model, not a curated record
GCCGGGGAGUUCCUAAACCAAACAGACAUGGCUGCCACCAUUCAAAGUUUGCUGGAAGAAAUAUCAGGAGUUGAAGACCCAAUUGAAGAGCUUGAGAGCUUAAAAACUGCUUUGUUUUCCAUUCCACUCAGCGCCCUCAGAGAAUUCGUGAGCGGACAGCGUUUCGAUGUGAUUUUCUCUCUGCUAAGCUCCAAUGAAAGGGCACAGGUUGAUCUGUGUGUGGACAUUCUUGAACGGAUCCUACUAGCCCUCAGCCCCUUGCACUUGGUCCAGAAUUACAGAGAAAAGCUACUAGAGGGUCUAAGCCAUCCUAAUGACAAUGUCCAGAUAUUGGCCUUGACACAGAUUGGCAGGGUGGUGGAGCACCCAGAGGCUGUCACAGAAAUUCUCAACAACCACAACAUCUUAAGAGCGGUGAUUCUUUGCAUUGGAGAAGAGAGGAUUGCUGUGGCAAAACAGGCUAUUCAAUCCCUUUCUAAAAUAAGUCACUCUAAGCCUGGAUUGGACAAGUUAUUUCAGAGUGAUCUUCUUGACGUCAUGAAGGAAGUGAUGGCCAAAAGUGACAUCAUCCGAUACAGAAUAUAUGAGCUGGUGGUUGAAAUCUCAUCUUUUUCUCCCAUUUCUCUUGGUUACUGUGCCAACAGUGGGCUCAUUUCCCAGCUGCUCAGCGAGCUGACGGGUGAUGAUGUCUUAAUCAGGGCCACGUCGGUUGAGAUGGUGACCAAUCUUGCCCAAAGUCAGCAUGGCCGACAGUAUUUGGCUCAGCAAGGCAUUAUGGGUAAGAUCUCCAACAUGAUCAGAGGAGCCGAGACAGACCCGUUUUCCUCCCUCUAUCUUCCUGGUUUGGUGAAGUUCUUUGGGAACCUGGCCAUCAUGGACAGCCCCCAGCAGGUUUGUGAAUCCUACCCAGUCUUCCUAAGCAAGGUGUUUGACAUGGCCCUGGAUCCAGAUCCAGUCAUGAUUGGGGUUGCCUUGGAUACUUUGGGAUUACUUGGUUCUACAGUCGAGGGGAAGCAGGUUCUGCAGAAGACAGGAGAAAACUUCAAGGCUGUGUUUUCAAGAAUAAGCCAGCUUGCUGGUUCUGGAGCUACGGAGCUGAGAGUUCGAAGCCUGGAUGCCAUAUCCCAGCUACUCACCCUUCAGCCAGAGCAUCAAACAGACGACCUUUUGUCCCUGACAGAGUCCUGGUUCCAACUUCUGUCUAACCAUCCAAUGGAUAUGAUCCACAACAUCAGUACUCAGCCUUUUCCAGAGCUGCACUGCGGGGCUUUGAGGAUCUUCACUGCCAUUGCCUGCCAGCCAUGGGGUCAGAAGAUGAUGAUAAGCACUCCUGGUUUCAUGGAGUUCAUAUUGAACCGCUCUACUGGCCAAACAAAGGAGGCCAAAGAUGCCAAAUUUGAACUGGUGGGAUCUCUUGUCGGCUCAUCUACCGCAUCAGAAAUGUUGGGCAGUCAAAACUACAUCCGUCUGAAGACGUAUCUAAAAGAAGGACCCUACUACGUUUCAGCUGUGGCCUCAGUCGGCACAGAAGGAGCUGAAUAAUCAGCACACACUAUGGGCUGAAGGAGCUUUCCUUAAAUAUUUGGUACAGUCCUGUUGAGAUUAACGUCACCUCAAAUCAGUUGGUUACUGCUUUGUUUUAAAGAACAACAUUAAAGGCUAUAAAGGCACAUCAAUCUGGAGCAAAAAUACUUGGAUAACAUUAUAAAAUUGAGAA